Dermatophagoides pteronyssinus (European house dust mite) is the source of this 2604-nucleotide messenger RNA. RefSeq lists its product as uncharacterized. The record is from RefSeq and is a predicted model, not a curated record. Gene Ontology annotation, biological process: regulation of transcription by RNA polymerase II. Gene Ontology annotation, molecular function: cyclin-dependent protein serine/threonine kinase regulator activity. Lineage: Eukaryota; Metazoa; Arthropoda; Arachnida; Sarcoptiformes; Pyroglyphidae.
UCUUGUCUAUCUAACUAACUCUGUCUGGAUUCGAUAAAUCAAUUGAUUAUCGAAAAACAAAAUCAAUUUUGAAUUUCGAUUUGUUUUUUUUUUGUUGUGUUGAAAAUUUGUCAAUUCAGCAACAAAUUUCGAUAUGUCUAAAUUUCAUUAUGUUUUAGAUAAUCAAUUACCAUCAACAUCAUCAUCAUCGUCGUCAUCGUCAACAUCGACGUUGUUACAGAAUCAACAUCAUCAUUUACAACAGCAAUUAUCCACAUUACAGAUGCAUCAUCAACAACAACAACAACACCAUCAUCAUUCACAUCAAACGAAUGUAUCAUCAUUAUUGAAUCGACAACCAAAAUAUCAACAGCAGCAACAAGGACAUUAUCCACAGCAUCAACAACAGCAAAUUAAAUAUGGUCAUCAACAGCAGCAACAACAACAACAAUUUCAUUCCGCAUUUGAAUCAUUUUUACAAAUACCGCCAACAUCCGCUUCAGCAGUGGCCAUUUCACAACAACAACAAUCAUUAAAUCAUCAUAAACAUCAUCAUCAUAAUUCGCAAAUGGCUCCAUCAAGAAUAAUUGGUGAUGAUGAUUUUCGAUCAAAUAAUAGUUCAACUAAUCAAUCAUUAUUGUCAUUAAAUGAAUCGGGUGAUCAAGAUCAGGAUGAACAAUCAACUUGUGGAUAUGGACCAGUGAUUGAACAUGAUGAUAUUGAUUAUGAUGAUGAUGAUGAAAAUGAUGGUGGCGAUGACGAUAACGAACAGUUAAAUAAUAUGAAUAGCAAUUAUAAUUCAUCAUGGAUAUUCAAAGAAGAUUUUAUUAUUAAUCAUACACCAUCAAGGCGACAAGGUAUCAAUUAUGCGGACGAGAUUGAAUAUCGACGUAAAGGAACCAAAUUUAUAAGAGAUUUGACUAAAUUAUUAAAAAUGAAGCCCAUCUGUAAGGAAACGGCAUAUGUCUAUUUUCAUCGUUUUUUUAUGCUACGAUCAUUUCGACAAUAUGAUCCGAUACGCAUUGCUAUGGCAUCGCUAUAUUUUGCUUGUAAAUAUGAAGAUCAUCCAUUGCCUAAAGAUCAUCUUAUACAGGUAUCAUAUUUAUUGAUUAAUAAUUAUGUGAACAAACAACAACCAUCACAUAAAUUGAAUAAAGAUGAUAAGGAAUACAUUGAAUACUGUGAUCGAUUAAUAAUGGACGAAAAUUUAAUGAUACAAUUAUUAGGAUUUGAUAAUCUACGUGUAACACAUUUUCAAGUAUUGGUUGUUGAAAGUUAUUCUCGUAAUCCGAUUCAAGGUACUACACAAGAAUUAUAUACGGCAGCCUAUCAGAUUGCAUCCGAAUUGAAUCGAUUAACAACGUUAUGUCUUGAAUAUCCUGCACCAUUUUUGGCUGCUGUAUCAAUCUAUUUGGCUGCUUGUUACAAAACGAUAAGGCUUCCGGAUGAUUGGUGUCAAACUAUGAUGACUGAUGUAAAAAAUCCUAUGGAUAUGAAAAAAUUGGUGAUACAAAUUGGUGAAAAAUAUCGUGAAUCAUUAUCAUCAUCACAAUUGAUACAGAAAAUUUUGACCGAAGAAUAUCGACGUCAAUAUGGAUCGCCACCAUCGAGUGUUAUGAAAAAAUCCAAUUCAACCAUUGAUCAACAAAAACAGCAUCCAACAUUAGGAGCAUUAUUGAUGACAAAUUUUUCACCUGAUAGUGCAUAUUCAAGUUCUAGUUCAACGGCUGCUGCUUAUUCUCCAGCCGAACAACCACAACUACAACCGGUGAAUUCUACACCAUCAUCAUCUAAUAUAUCUGGUGAUCGAAAAUCUCGAUUACAGAUAAAUCAACAAACUGCUGGUGGAAGAAAUGUUCGAUCAUUAAUGAAUCCCAUUUCUGCAUCACAAUCGCAACAACAACCACAACAGCAGACAAGAUAUUCAAUGGCCAAUAAAAAUAAUAACAACAAUUACCAAAGUAACAAUAAUAAUAUGAAUCAACAACAACAACAACAAUCGAACAAGAAACGUAGUGCUACUAAUGUAAUGAAUAAUAAUAAUUUUAAUGAUGGUCAAUUUAAUUUUGCUCAACAACAACAACAAUCUUCACAAAAAAUUGAUUUUUCAAAUAUCAACCAGAACAACAACAAUGAUAUGAUAUUGAAUAGAAAUAAUUUGAAUCUUCAACAUUAUCGAUCGUUAAUCAAUGUUGGUAAUAUCAACAACAACAACAACAAUAAUACUAAUCAAUUAUCAAGAAAUCUACAACAACAUAUGAAUAAUAAUGGUAAUAAGAAAUUCAAAUCAAAUCAUGCAAUUGAAACAUUAUCAAAUGAAUAUUAUCGUCACAAUAAUAAUAACAACAAUUAUAAUCGUCAUCAUCAUCAUCAACAACAAAUGUCAUUACAUCAACAAGAUGCUGCCUAUACGAUACAACAACAAUUGGGUAUAAUGUUUCAAAAUUCAGUUGCGAAUGGUGGUGGUGGCAAUAAUACUUCACUUGUAACUGGUUCUUCAUUUCAACAACAACAACAACAACAUCAUCGAAAAAAUUUGUGAUAUAAUUAAAAAAAAAAUUUCAUUCAUUCAUUCAUCAAAUUUGAUAUUGUUUUUUUUUCUCUCUGAUCAUCAACAUCAUUUUU